Messenger RNA from Phasianus colchicus (ring-necked pheasant), 1764 nucleotides. RefSeq names its product ELMO domain containing 2 (gene ELMOD2). Gene Ontology annotation, molecular function: GTPase activator activity. The record is from RefSeq and is a predicted model, not a curated record. Gene Ontology annotation, cellular component: membrane. NCBI's taxonomy places the organism in Eukaryota, Metazoa, Chordata, Aves, Galliformes, Phasianidae.
UUCUGAUGGAGCCCAGGAUAACACUUGCUUUCCGAGCCACAAGGGCACACUGCUGACUCAUGUUAAGCCUGAAAUUAAACAACUGAAGCUGACCUCUCAGUGAUUCCCCCACAUGAAACUCUGCAUCCCUGUGGUUGCAAAAAUACAAAGGGGCAAUGCCAAAUGUGUUGGUCCACCCUUGGAACCACCCUUGGGAUGCAGGCCACCAGACCUGCCAUGUGGCUUGUGAUUCUGUGCAAAAGGUGCUUCUAUUUCCACCCAUUUAAAAACGUCUUAGAAUGUGGCCAAGCCAGUCUGUCAGCUCCCGUUCUGCUCUCCGAUCAAAUUCUGCAUACAGUUUAAAGGAACAGAAAUCCUUUCUGCCGCUCUUGAAGGCUCAGCCCAUGUUUACCAAAAUAACCAUUCAUAAUAAGACAAUGGAGGUGCCUGCCAGUACUAAACCAAACACCUGGGCCGAUCCUGUGGCGAAGAAAGCUCCACAGAAUCAUUAAGGUUGGAAAAGACCUCUAGGAUCACCUAGCCCACCGCCAGCCCAUCCCCAUCACGCCCACGACUGACGGGCGGCCGCGCAAGGUCCGCAACAGCGGCGGGAACCUCGCCGCCCUCCCCUCUCAGCCGCCGCUCCCCGGCGGCCCCGCAGCCGGCACUUCCGUCCCCCCCUUCCCGGCAUCACUUCCAGGUCAGGAAGGCACCGGGCGGCUUCCGGCGGGAGGCUGCGGGGCGCCGAGCGCUGCCGGCCCGCGGGGCUGAGGGGCGCCGGCGGCUCCGCGGCGAGGGGAGCUCCCCGCGGGCAGAGAUGUUGGCGCGCUUGUGGGGGUUCCUGUACAGCAGCUACUUCCGGUUCUGGCUGAAGUGGCUCUGGCGGCUGCUGACGGGGAAGUGCGAGCUGCAGCGCGUCUGCGAGGGCGCGAAGGAGGGCGCGCGGAGGACGCUGGGCAUAGAACAUUCACUGGGAUCAUCAAAAAAUAAGGUUCUAAGAAAUGCUCUAAACGCUGGUGAAACUGAAAUAGAGAAGUGUGUCAAAGAUGUAAUGAAAGAAAAGAAAAUUGAACAGAAGGAUAUGAGGUUUAAGACAAAUCUGCAUAUGUCCUUACUGCAGAUAACAGGUUAUAAAAAACUUUACUUGGAUGUGGAAAAUCUGAGGAAGGUCACAUAUGAUUCGGAUAAUGAAGAACACGAGGAACAGUUAAUUGAGCUCUGGAAUUUGCUGAUGCCUCAUGAAAAUCUGAAGGCCAGAAUCACGAAGCAGUGGUGUGACAUUGGCUUCCAAGGCGAUGACCCCAAAACAGACUUCAGAGGAAUGGGCCUGCUGGGAUUGGUGAACCUGGUGUAUUUUAGUAAGCAUUACACCAAUGAAGCUCGUCAGAUCCUUUCUCAUUCAAAUCACCCAAAACUGGGAUAUUCUUAUGCAAUAGUUGGAAUUAAUCUGACUGAAAUGGCAUACAGCUUACUGAAGAAUGGUGCUUUAAAGUCUCAUCUGUACAACGUAGUCCCUGGAUUGCCACAAAUGGAACACUUCCAUCAAUUUUACUGUUAUCUGGUUUAUGAGUUUGAUAAGUUUUGGUUUGAAGAAGAACCAGAAAGUAUUAUGCACUUCAACCAGUACAGAGAAAAAUUCCAUGACAAGAUUAAGGGCCUUCUACUGGAUUAUGAUGUGAUAUUAACCUUGCAGAAUAAAAAGAAACCGUAACUCCUCUGCACACAUCAGGUUCUGCAUCAACAAGGGAAUUAUGCAUUUGGUUGCAAGUUUUGCAAGUUUCACUA